Pantherophis guttatus is the source of this 864-nucleotide messenger RNA. Lineage: Eukaryota; Metazoa; Chordata; Lepidosauria; Squamata; Colubridae. The record is from RefSeq and is a predicted model, not a curated record.
GAAAUCUCCACACAGAUGUCAACAUUAUUAGGCCCCUACAAAGUUGCACAGGUCACUUGUAGAUUUGUUCAAGAGGCUCUGAGUGAUAAAAGUCAAUUUCCCUUUUUUUACCGAAUGGCCCCCAAAAAUGAUAUCCAGUACCCAGCAAUUGUCCAACUGCUUCUCCAUUUCAAAUGGAACUUGAUUGGACUCUUUGCUUCAGACACAGAGAAUGGAGAACAGUUCAUGAGGACUUUUACUCCUUUGCUUGUCAGGAAUGGAAAUUGUGUUGUUAUAUCACAAAGAUUCUCGAUGUCUGGACCUACAGAACCCUUCAAGGAUGCCCUCUCUAAGUGGAGACAAGUCAAUGUCUUUGUUUUCUUUACAGACUAUAGUACCAUGUUGGAUGGAAUUAGCCACAUCCAUUUCAUACUUGAAGGCUUGCCGGGACCCAUUGAAGGGAAAGUCUGGAUCAUCACACUCUUUGGGGAAUUGCCAAUGAAACAUCACAGAUUUUACAGAUAUGUCCAUAGUAUUUGGAACUUUUAUAUUCAGACCAGAGGGUUUGACAAAACCUUUCAACCAUUUAUGUUUGUGGAUCCCCAGUUUGAAGGUCACUCUUUUCACUGCUCUUUUUCAAGACACGCCUUUUCUGUGAAAGGCCGGAACAGAUGUACCCAAAAAAUGCCACUGGAAAUCCAAGGCAAAAGAAGAAGAAUAUAUAUUGACCCCCGUGCUUACAGUGUCAUUAAGACUCUGGCCCUUGCCUUGAGGGCUGCAUAUUCCUCCAAAUCCAGAAGGAUAAAAAAGAAAGCUGUAGAGAGUCUGUGGGCUUCAGGUCUGCAGCCAUGGCAGGUAUGGGAUCCUGACAGGGAUAUACAUUAA